Messenger RNA from Triticum turgidum subsp. durum (durum wheat), 546 nucleotides. The record is from the annotation of a GenBank genome assembly. Lineage: Eukaryota; Viridiplantae; Streptophyta; Magnoliopsida; Poales; Poaceae.
AUGGCGGGCUACUACAACGGCGGCGGCCGGACCAUGUCCUACUCCAACACCGAUGAGUGCUUCCACGGCGGCAGGACCAUGUACUCCAACACGACCGAGGAGUGCUACGACGCCGGCAAGCACGGCCACGGCCACGGCCACGGGCAUGGCCAUGGCCACGGCGGGGCAAACAUGUACGCCAACACCACUGACGUGGAGUGCUUCGACUCCGGCAGGCACGGCCACGGCGGGGGCGGCAGGACCAUGUACUCCAACACCGUCGACGAGGAGUGCUUCGACUCCGGCAGGCACGGGCAUGGACAUGGGCAUGGCCACAGCUACGGGCACAACGACGGCAGGGCCAUGUCCUACUCCACCACCACCGAGGAGUGCUUCGGCGGAGGGGAGCAGGGGCAAGGGUACUACAAGAAGGAGGUGCAGCAGCACAAGAACAGGGAGCGCGUCGGCGAGGUCGGCGCCCUCGCCGCCGGUGCCUUCGCCCUGGUAAUCAAUCAAUUAACCUCACUCAACAAAUCAACAUUACAUGGGACAAUUUUGUACAUGUAA